Notothenia coriiceps (black rockcod) is the source of this 2858-nucleotide messenger RNA. RefSeq names its product anaphase-promoting complex subunit 2-like. The coding region runs from base 27 to 812 and encodes 261 amino acids. Gene Ontology annotation, biological process: ubiquitin-dependent protein catabolic process; metaphase/anaphase transition of mitotic cell cycle; protein K11-linked ubiquitination. The record is from RefSeq and is a predicted model, not a curated record. The transcript is spliced from 5 exons. Lineage: Eukaryota; Metazoa; Chordata; Actinopteri; Perciformes; Nototheniidae. Gene Ontology annotation, cellular component: anaphase-promoting complex. Gene Ontology annotation, molecular function: ubiquitin protein ligase binding.
CACCUUCCUUCCUCCUGUCUCAGGACAUGGCGGACUCCCGGAGGAUCAACAGUAACAUCCGGGAGGAGGAAUCCCGUCUGAGCGAGGAGGAGCAGCCCCCCCUCUCCCUGUCCUCCAUCAUCCUGUCCUCCGAGUUCUGGCCUCCGCUGAAGGAGGAGAAGCUGGAGCUGCCCCAUGUCGUCUGCCAGGCUAUGGAGGCCUACACCCACCGCUACGAAAAGCUCAAGGCCAUGAGGACGCUGAGCUGGAAGCCUCACCUGGGCUCCGUCACUCUGGACCUGGAGCUGGAGGACCGCACCCUCACCAACCUCACCGUGUCCCCCAUCCACGCUGCCAUCAUCCUGCACUUCCAGGACAAAAGUUCAUGGACGCUGGAGGAGCUGAGCGUGAAGCUGGGGGCCCCGAAGGACCUGCUGCACAGGAAGCUGGCUCUGUGGCAGCAGCACGGCGUGCUGAGGGAGGAGGCGGGGGGGCGCUACUACGUGGUGGAGACGGGCUCGUCCAAAGAGAAGAUGGACAGGGGGGUGAUGCUGAUCGACAGCGACGAGGAGAGAGACUCCAACACCACCACCCAGUCGGAGCAGAGGGAGGAGAAGCUGCAGUUGUUCUGGGCCUACAUCCAGGCCAUGCUGACUAACCUGGACAGCAUGACGCUGGACCGCAUCCACUCCAUGCUCCGGAUGUUCGUCGCCACGGGACCCGUCGUCACGGAGAUGGACAUUAAUGAGCUGGAAGGCUUCCUGCAGAGGAAGGUGAGGGAGCAUCAGCUGCUGGUGUCUGCUGGCGUCUACAGGCUCCCCAAAGCAAACUGAUGGGUUGCGAGGGAGACAAGGAGAGUGUGACAGAUGUACUAAAGGUGCUGGUUGCAGCUAUAAAAAUGACUUUGUUGUGCAGACAGACUUUUAUCUGAUUAACUCUGACAUUUAUGUGACAAGCUGAAAUAAUUCAUUAACUUCAGAGUUAUUUUCAUCAGCGUGUCAAACUGGAUUUUCACGUGAUGUAUGAAUGCAGCAUUUUCUUACUGGGUCAUUCCUCUGAAAAGUUGGAUUUCAAAAUAAAAGCACUUCCACCCAGCUUUGAAUCAGUGCUGUGGUUACUGGUGUUGAACACAAAUGUAUUGUUAAUAUUAAAGCUUUUUAAUGUCUCCUGUGUGUGUCUACUUCAAAUGAACCAGGAAGGACACUAUAUUUUUACUUACUAUGGCGUUUAAACAAUGCUUAAUCGGUACUAAGGGGUCUAAGUAUGCUAAGAAAAUAUCCCCUUCACCAUUACACCACCAGCCUGAACCGUUGAUACAAGGCAGAAUGGAUCCAUGCUCUCAUGUUGUUCACGUGAAAUUCUGACCCUACCGUCCGAAUGUAGCAGCAGAAAUCAAGACUCAUCAGACCAGGCAACAUCUUUCCAAUUUUUUAUUGUCCAAUUUUGACGACCCAAAAUUGGCACCUGGUCUUCUGCUGCUGUAGCCCCUCUGCUUCAAGGUUCCACGUGUUGUGGUUCAGAGAGGGUCUUCUGCAUACCUAUGUUUCAACGAGUGGUUGUUUGAGUAACUGUUGCCUUUCUAUUGUCUUUAACCAGUCUGGCCAUUCUCCUCUGACAUCAAGAAGGCCUUUCCCCCAGAGAACGGCCGCUCACUGGAUAUUUUCUCUUUUUGGGACCAUGUUCUGUAAACACUAUGGUUGUGUGUUAAAAUCCCAGUCGAUCAGCAGCUUCUGAAAUACUGAGACCAGCCCGUCUGGCACCAACAACCAUGCUACGUUCAAAGUCCCUUAAAUCACCUUUCUUCCCCGUUCUGAUGUUCUGUUUGAACUUCACCAGGUCGUCUUCACCAUGCCUAAUGCAUUGAGUUGCUGCCAUGUGAUUGGCUGAUUAGAUAUUUGCGUUAAUGAGCAGUUGAACAGGUGUACCUAAUAAAGUGGCCAGUAAUUAAAUUCAAUUGAGAAUGAUGCUGUAACUUUUUUUUUUCAACUUUUAGGAGUAUCUGAGUCUUAUUUUUAAGGAAGUGGUUAUUUUCUUAAGAUUAAAAAAAAAAAAUCGACAAACAAACAAACUGAGUCUGGAUUUAUUGCUUUAUUUGGACACAUUUGCUAGGCAACAUUUUUAUUAAAAAAACAAUAUACUAAUGAACAUUUUGGGCCUGUACUGCGUUGUUACACACACUAGUCUUGGAUUACAGGCCUCACUAACUGAAAUAAGGCUGACCCAUCACACAGGUUAGUGUGAGGUUAUACUUUAGUAACAACUGCACCCAGUUCCCUUUCAGUGGUAAAUACGUUUACUGUAUUAAGACAAGAAUAAAACAUUGGCACAUAACAGUGGUUUACUAGUGCAAAGUUAAAGGACCGUACCGGAGAUUAGAUGUUUUAGCUCAUACACCACAACCACACGCUUUUAAUCCAUAUCUAAAAAUAGGGCUGCCUAAUAUAUCAAUAUUUCGACAACAGACUCAAUAUCGUAAUGUGUUGUAAAGGCUGCGUCACAGUAAAUUGAUGUACUUUCCUAGGUGUUAUAUUGUUUCCUUUUAACUACUAAUUCAUUCAAUCUAUAAUUAUUGAUCAAAAAUCUAAUAUAUAUUUUGUGCACGUAGUCAUUAUCAUCACAAUACCCCUGGUACAAAUAUAUAUGAUUCUGUUUUCAUAAGACAUCUUUACAAUUUGUUUUGUUGAUAUAGGCAACAAUUUGAUCUCUGCAAUAACGAUCACAGUUGCAAGGGGGAAAAAGCCAAUUGAGUGACUACAUUUCCAUUUGGACUUUUGCUUUGUGUUCUGGAAUCUUUUGAGAAUUGCUGGUAGGACUUAAUUGCCACUUCCUGUGUACAUUUUUUAUUAUAAAGAGCACUUGGUAAUUGUGCGUAGUCAACA